AUGACCGCUGCCAGCGCCGCCGCCUCGAGCGUCUUGCGGGUGACCCCCGCACCCGCCUCGAGGCCUCGAGCCUUAGUCUGUCCCCUUCGCGCGGUCGUCGCUGGUAAGGGAUCGUACCCCCUGCCCGUCGAGGACGACGAGCGAACGAAGCGGGGAGGUGCGGCGGAGUCGGCCCCUCCGUCUUUCAGCCGGCGCGAGAUAGACGACGAGCUUUCCAACCGCUGGAUCGACCUGGACCCGGCAGGUUAUUACUUGAUCAGCGUUGACCACAACCGAGGUGUGAUUCGUGCCGCGCACUUCCUGAACGUCAUCGACAAGGAGGGCAGGGCGUGCGACCCGAUGACGGGGGAAGUAAUUCCCUGCGACGGGAGCUACAAGCCGGCGGUGCACAAAACCUUCAGCGGGCGGACGGCGAAGGAGCUCUCAGUGAAGAUACUGGAAAGCGAGGAGGGUCAAGGGACGGUGACGAUGCUGGUGCACGCCAACUAUCUCGGGAGGGAGUUUCAGCGGGCAGAGGCGUGCCUCGUUAGCGGGGACAAAUACGUCCAGGACUGA
Molecule: messenger RNA, 555 nt
Organism: Micromonas commoda
Lineage: Eukaryota; Viridiplantae; Chlorophyta; Mamiellophyceae; Mamiellales; Mamiellaceae
Exons: 1
Coding region: 1-555 (184 amino acids)
Source: RefSeq, a predicted model, not a curated record